AUGUCUUUCUUUGGAGCAACAAUGAACUGUGUUCCUUGGGUUUACGUUCCAGAAAUUUUACCGCUUCUAUUCAGAGUACAAGGAGCAUCGAUUGGAACCUCUUCCUCUUCUAAUUGGUUAUGGAAUUUUGUUAUCGUAAUGAUUACUCCAGUUAGCACUGCAAAUAUUGACUGGAGAACGUAUAUUUUACUUACAUGCACAAAUUUCACUGCUGCAAUUUUAAUUUACUUCUUUUAUCUAGAAACAGUAGGCAAAAGUUUAGAAGAAAUUGAUUCAAUGUUCCUUGGGAAGUAUAAUUGGAGAAAGGCUGGAGUAUGA
Debaryomyces tyrocola is the source of this 318-nucleotide messenger RNA. Lineage: Eukaryota; Fungi; Ascomycota; Pichiomycetes; Serinales; Debaryomycetaceae. The record is from the annotation of a GenBank genome assembly.